AUGAAGUUUGUGUGUGUUCUGUUGGCAGUGACGUGCUUGGUUGUAGCGGCGGCCGAGGAGUCUGCAACCAUCCUCACCAUCAGAAAAGCUAUGAAAGAACUCAAGAAGUUGGAGAAGGAAUAUAGCAGAGGAACGGUCACUGACAUAAUGAUCAACUCGCCCACCGUCAAUGACAUGAAGGAUUGUUGCAUUGCAUCGGCUCUCAAAUGCUUCGCAUCCAAAGUGAUUUACCUUCCCGUCAAUAACAAAAUGGCACAGAAAGUGAUUCACAGAGACCUUCUCAAAACCAAAACUAUUCUCAAUAAAGUGUCCAGCUGCAGCAACGAGACAGAGAAAGCCCAGUGCAAACCCUGUAACAUGUACCCGAUGGUUGAAGGAGUCACCUAUUUAGAGAACUUUCAAACUCUUCUGCAAAAGAUCUUCGUCAGACUGCAAUAGAGAUGAGUACAGUGAGAAAGUGUACAUGACACUACCACAGCAGAGUCUCCAAACUGCACCGCUGCUCCGAGACCCUGCUACCCUAUUUAUUACUUAUUUAUUGAACAUUUUCGUGAUUAUUUCCACCAGGAGAUCUGUUCUUGGAUUGUUGUUUUUGGGAACAGGGAAGCAAAUGUUUAGAUCUUGUUGAUUUGAAUGAAAAGUCUGUAGCACCACCUUGCGUCGAGAUAACACAACCCAUGUCUUAAAACCAUUCCUGGAAAGAAACUGUACGGUGGUUUCCCUGCCCAACAUGAGGCCCGAUGCAAAAAAACACAAGUGCUCUUUAAAAGAUAAGAUCUUUAACAGCAUCAUGCAUUCUCAAAACACGUUUAACCUUAACCUCCGUCUG
This is a messenger RNA of Triplophysa dalaica, 829 nucleotides long. RefSeq names its product interleukin 21 (gene il21). Gene Ontology annotation, cellular component: extracellular region. The record is from RefSeq and is a predicted model, not a curated record. NCBI's taxonomy places the organism in Eukaryota, Metazoa, Chordata, Actinopteri, Cypriniformes, Nemacheilidae. The coding region runs from base 1 to 438 and encodes 145 amino acids. Gene Ontology annotation, molecular function: cytokine receptor binding. Gene Ontology annotation, biological process: immune response. The transcript has 6 exons.